AAUAUGUUUAAAGUUUAGAUACAAAUAGAGAAAUUUUACCUUUAAAUUCUGGUUCGUUUUUUAUAAUAUACAGAUUUUACCUCUGAUCCAUAUUUUAAAUCUUUAAGUAAAAAAAAGUCAUGGGCAAAAUAAAAACUGAGAAAAAAGAAAGGCGAGGAUUGAGUGAUGAUAUUUUAGCUGUUGAUUCAGAAGUCAAACAAAAAAAUCGUAAAGCAAAAGAAGCAUCUCUAAGACGACGAGAUGAAGAUGAUAAGUUUGUUGGCGAUAAACUUUCCAAAAAAAUUCUUUUGCAAGCUAGAGCCCAGCAAGAAGAAUUACAGGAAGAGUAUCCACCUUCAGAAUACGUUACAAAGAAAAGUUAUCUUGGUAAUAAGAAGGAUGAAUCUUCAGAUGAAAAUGAGUUUGAAGAUGAUGAUCAUUUUUAUGAAAAUAUUCAAAUUGACGAAGAAGAUGAGAGAGCAAUGAAAAACUUUAUGUCAGAUACACCUGCAACACAAAAAACUUUAGCUGAUAUUAUUAUGGAAAAAAUUAACGAAAAAAAAACUGAGAUAAGAAGUCAGAUGUCAGAAACAUCUGAAAAACCAGUAAUGGAUGAAAGAAUAGUAUCAGUUUUUAAAAGUGUUGGGGAAAUACUAUCAAAGUAUAGAUCUGGAAAAUUUCCAAAAGCAUUUAAAAUUAUACCAACAUUGCAAAAUUGGGAAGAAGUACUUUAUUGCACAGAUCCAGAUAAUUGGACACCAGCUGCUAUGUAUCAAGCAUCACGAAUAUUUAUUUCAUGCUUUAAUUCAAACAUGGCACAAAGGUUUAUUAACCUGGUCCUUCUACCACGUGUUCGUGACGAUAUUGCUGAAUAUAAACGGCUUAAUUAUCAUUUGUAUAUGGCUUUGAAAAAGUCUUUGUUUAAACCUGCUGCUUUUUUCAAAGGGAUUUUACUUCCGCUAUGCGAGUCUGGUAGUUGUACACUUCGAGAAGCAAUUAUCAUUGGCAGUGUUCUUUCAAAAGUUGGUGUACCUGUUCUACAUUCUGCAGCUGCAAUGUUAAAAAUAGCUGAAAUGAACUACACAGGAGCAAAUAGUAUAUUUCUUCGAAUUUUACUUGAUAAAAAGUAUGCUCUUCCUUAUCGUGUGAUUGAUGCUAUGGUGUAUCACUACCUCAGGUAUUUUUUAAAAAAAUAUGCAAUUGCAAAGUAUUUUGUUUUGUUAUUAUAUUGCUUGAAUCCUUUUUUAAGGUUUCAGUCUGACAACAGAGAGCUUCCUGUACUUUGGUAUCAAUCUUUUCUUACAUUUGUUCAAAGAUACAAAGAAGAUAUUGCCAGUGAACAAAAAGAAGCUUUAUUAGAGCUUUGUAAAAAACAUAACCAUCAAAAAAUCACACCAGAAAUUCGACGUGAACUGAUGCAAUCAAAAUCACGCGAUAAAGAAAUACCAGCCGAAGCUGUACAAAUACCUAUGAGCUUUGACUGAAGAAACUUGUAUAUUUUGUGUCUUGAAUUUAAACAUUGUUACUUAUUAAUUA
Molecule: messenger RNA, 1515 nt
Organism: Hydra vulgaris (swiftwater hydra)
Lineage: Eukaryota; Metazoa; Cnidaria; Hydrozoa; Anthoathecata; Hydridae
Product: bystin
Biological process (GO): rRNA processing
Cellular component (GO): nucleolus; preribosome, small subunit precursor; cytoplasm
Molecular function (GO): snoRNA binding
Source: RefSeq, a predicted model, not a curated record